UCGAGGCAAGAACAUUGCCGUGCCACAUAGUUUGACAUGCACAGCCGGACAAUUUGACAUCGCAAUCUAAAAUCGAGUGUGAGAAGUCGGGAAUCGGAAACGGAAACGGAAUCGGAGGAGAUGCAGCUUCCUUUGGUGGCGGAUUUGUGCUGAGCUGUGCAGCUGCCUUCCUGGAGAGACCUCAUCCGUUUUUUGUCGUCGUCGUUGUUGUUGUACAGUUUUUCCGCCGUGGAAUUUGUCCAAGCGGAAAAGCGAAAAGAAGCAGCACCGCGAAGCCCUCGAAGUGUCGACGAAAAUCGUUAAAAAAUAGAAAAACACUCGGCGACUAUGUCACGACGCGCUUGAAGACCCCCAUCCGCUUCGAGGGAGAUAUUGAGAUUGAGCGAGAUCCAAGCCUCAGCGGGCACUACAUCGCCACCCACUCUAUCCAUCCAAACCUUUACACUUCAUACUCAGGAUUCGCAUGGACAAAGGCACAAUGAAGCGCAAGCAGAGGAGAUACAGAACCACAUUUAACACCCUGCAGCUGCAGGAGCUGGAGAGGGCUUUCCAGCGGACCCACUAUCCGGACGUAUUUUUUCGGGAGGAGCUGGCCGUGCGGAUCGACUUGACGGAGGCACGGGUGCAGGUGUGGUUCCAGAACCGGCGGGCCAAGUGGCGCAAGCAGGAGAAGAUCGGUGGUCUGGGCGGCGAGUACAAGGAGGGAGCGCUGGAUCUCGAUGUGGCCUACGACGAUAGUGCUGUGCUCGGCCAACUGGACAGUGCGUUGGGUGGCGGCGGAACUCUACUGCCGGACACCCCUCCGCAAUCCUCGAACUCCCUGGAUAACGAACUAAAGGCUUCCUAUGGCACAGGGGCCAUGUCGCCCUCCAGGCUAUCACCGAAUAUAUUCCUCAAUCUCAACAUUGACCACCUGGGACUGGAAAGAGGUGGCAGUGGUCUCUCGAUGGAGUGGUCCACCUAUCCUCCGCCUCAAACGCAAGCGCAGACACAACCGCAGAUGGACCCAGAGAAUCACCUCCAGCAGCAGCACCCGCCACAACAGCUUCAAAUCCAUCCGAACCACCAUGAGAACUCGAAUCCUCACCACCACCAGCAGCAGCAGCAUAAUGGCCAGCAUCAUCAGGGUCUCGAGUUCGCCGCCUCCAUGAACUUGGACAUGGCCGAUGGUUCCUCCGCCUACGACGAGAUGAAGUUCCUCAGCGUGGACGUGGACCAGUUUACGAUCGACAGCUUCAAGGCGGACUGCAUUCUAAGCAUGGAGCAGUCCCAGAUGCAGCCAUAUGUGGGUCACUCCCAGCUGGUCGGGUCCGCUAAUGAACUGUGUCUCGAGGGGAUCGGCAUGUCCGCGUUUGGAAUGGAAGAGGGCGAGCCCAAGACGCCCCCCUCACUUUUGGUGCUGGACAAGACGCUGCCCUCUUUGAGCAUUGGAGUCGAGGGAAUCGCUGAUCUUGUGGAGCAACUGCAUCAUCAGCAGCAUGAGGGUGGGCCAGUGGGCGGCGGUGUCAUCACUAGCGACGUUUUGUGAAUCCAACUUAGGUGAAUUCUUUGCUUAGUUAAACGUAAACUUAAUCCAAUUGUAGCUUUAAUUUAAAUUGCUCCAUCUUGUGGUGGAAAUGUUGGUGGAUAUAGGGGGAAAUGGAGUGUGAAGCCUGUUCUAGUUCUGUUCUUGUUUUCUAGUCAAUGUUAAUGCCCAAGUUCAAGACCAUACAAGGUCGCCACACUUGAAUUCAAAUACUUUAAAAAAUUUUAAUAUUAAAGCUUAGAUUUUCUAACAGAUUACUUUAGUCCUUGAAAUUUCUCUAGAUUAGUGUAAUCUUAAAAAUUCCAGCCAUGAAAACGUUGUUUAUCAUAAGAGAAUCUGUAAAUUAAUGACUAAAUAU
This is a messenger RNA of Drosophila subpulchrella, 1883 nucleotides long. It is a transcript of the gene Pph13, whose product is annotated as homeobox protein OTX1 B. Gene Ontology annotation, biological process: regulation of transcription by RNA polymerase II. The record is from RefSeq and is a predicted model, not a curated record. The transcript has 3 exons. Bases 464 to 1528 code for a protein of 354 amino acids. NCBI's taxonomy places the organism in Eukaryota, Metazoa, Arthropoda, Insecta, Diptera, Drosophilidae. Gene Ontology annotation, molecular function: RNA polymerase II transcription regulatory region sequence-specific DNA binding; DNA-binding transcription factor activity, RNA polymerase II-specific.